This is a messenger RNA of Penicillium diatomitis, 1929 nucleotides long. RefSeq lists its product as uncharacterized. The coding region runs from base 1 to 1929 and encodes 642 amino acids. Lineage: Eukaryota; Fungi; Ascomycota; Eurotiomycetes; Eurotiales; Aspergillaceae. The record is from RefSeq and is a predicted model, not a curated record. The transcript is spliced from 2 exons.
AUGGGCUGGGGUCACGUCAUCCAAGACUCGGACGAGGACGAGCCUCUGGGCGAGGACAUUGAGCUCGAGGCAGCGGCUCCAACUGACGCGGUCAAAGGAGGGUCGCAUGCUCAAGAUUAUGCGCAGGGUGGCUCAAAUGAAAGCACGACGGACCAGCAAGCUUAUUACCCGAUUGAGCGCACAGCAGGGCGGGAUACCCACGUCGAACCCGAAAUCAGUAUCAACUUUGAUCAAUUCCUACAGUCGCAGGAGACUACACACUCUGCGCCGACUCUGUCGCAGCAGCGCCGCGAGGAACGUUGGAUUCCAUCUGCGACAGAGGGCGGAGGCGGAUCAAUUGGCGCAAUGCUCACCGAGAUUGGACACGCGCAGCGUCGAUUAGUCGAAGAUGAGGCCUCCAAUGGGGACCUUCUUCUACCGUCGACGAUUUCUGGCGUGGCAAGCGAGAUCUCGCAGCCUGGCUCGUAUCCUAUGAUGGAGAGCUAUGAUGCUCAGCAGCAAUGGAGGGAGAAUGAGAUUCACGAACAGACUCAUUGUCAACCUCCGAUGGAUAAUUCUUGUGUGCUCACCCAGCCAUUGGAGCAACCGCCCGUACAGGGCUAUGAAUACCGCACACUCGUGGAGACUGGAAAUGUGAAUUCACCAAGCGCGGGACGCAACGGACAAGCGAUGAACGCUGCCAUCUCCAUCCCGUUAGACAAUGGCCAUCUUCCAACCACCACAGUUCAACGAUCUCGAUCCUGGCAACCCCAGAUCUGGUCUCCACACGAUACGCAGCCGAUAUCGUCCGUUGCCUCCCCGGGCGUGGGCCGAUCGAAGAGUGACAAUUUCAAGUCCAGCCUCAUGUCUCCGCAGUCGGACCACAGCGCACACGACGAAUUGGCCUUGCCCCUAGCGACCCCAGUGAUUGCCAUUGACAAUUCAGCCGUGAAGAGGAAGCGUGGUCGUCCCAAGAAGCAACCUGUACCCGAUGAAGAUGAUGACGAGGAGGAUGAGCUCGCUGCUGCUGCUGCGCCGCGGAAUUUCUUUACGUCCAAAGUGAACAUGAAUGGCGAUCGACGACGGCCCGAGACAUCGCCAUAUGGAACGACAGUGGUCGCACAGCCGGACGUCGAGAUCAAUGACGAAGUCAAGGACCAGCCCGAACCGACAUCCGGAUUGAUGGUUGUUCUACCCGUCACAUUCGACGAGAAUUCAAACGAACGUACCGCAGCCGGAAUACCAUCAGAGCCUACUUCUACAGACACGAGGCCUUCGAAACAGGAAAAAUCCAAACAAAGCAGGACAGCCUCAGAACCCCUCAAUAAGAUUACAAAUGCGAACGAGGACAAUGAUGAUAAUGGUGACGAUGAUGAUAACGACGAUGUCAUCUGUGUGGACUCGAGACCUAUCCCACUUGACCGGGACGCCAUCAAAGAACAAACGCCCAAUUCCUCCGUUCAGAUCCAUGCGAAUGACACCCCCUCGAUCACAGAUGACCCAUCAAGCCCUAAGAAACGCGGUCGCAAACGUAAGCAGACCGCGAUAGAGUCCACUUCCACUCCGGCUUCGAAAAAGCAACAACAAGCUCACACCGCUCCUGCUCCCAAUACCGCUACCUCCAGCGUGGAAAUGCAAACAUCAGACUCGGCGUCGCAUCACGAAACCAAACCCCCAACGAUCCCCAACCAGCCCUCGGACAACCCCAAUCCCCAGCAUCAAGAUCUCAACCAAUCAGCCCAGAAGAAGGAAUCCGCUCCCACCAACGACAUUGGUCCGAAUACUCCGCAAAGAACCACGAGCAAAGAAAGCGAUUCAAGCACAAUUCGGACCCCAGCCAUGGGGCUUGCCCGGCAUAGCCCGAUUCUGUCCACGACAAAGGUGCCAUAUCGAGUCGGACUAAGUAAACGGGCGAGAAUUGCACCGCUUUUGAAAGUUGUGCGCAAAUGA